AUGGCGUGGUAUGAAAGAUAUCCAGAUUUACUCCAUGCUUCCGAUUCUGAGGCUGAAGAUUAUUUAAUGGUUACACAGAGCAGCGAGACUCGACAAUUAAAACGCAAACGCUCUGAAAAUAAUGAUAGAAAAAGUAUUUGUUGGAAUUAUUUCGAAGAACCAAAAGAAAUGGGAGCAGAAAUAAAAUGUACGAUUGCUGGAUGUACUACAAAAUAUACCUGGCACGGAUCUACUUCUAAUCUUGUUAGCCAUCUUAAGACUAAGCAUAAUAUAACAAAACCUUUGGAAUCUACAUCGGCUAUUCAGUCAUCCUCAACAAAUAACAACUCUAUUAUCUCUGAAUUAGAAAUCAAUCUACCACUAAUUAAUUUUAUAGUAUCAUCUUUAUUACCUUUUAGUGUUGUCGAUGAUUUAAAAUCUGCUGGACUUGCUAAUUCACAAAUUGAACAAUCUAGUUCUAACCUCAUAAAAAUACAAACAAAUGAAAUAUAUGAUCACUUGUUCUCUCAAUUAAUAUUGCUGGCCCAUCAAGCAAAAACUAUAGUGGUUUCGCGUUAUUUUAGCAAAAAACCUUGUGGAGAAUUCUAUGUAGUAAUUACUUAUUGUUGGAUGAACGAGGAUUUUGAUUUUCAUAGAAUCUUAUUAAGUGUGAAAAGAUUUUUUGAAAAAGAGAAAUAUGAAAAGAAUAAUAUUUCCGAAUAUAUUACCAGUACCAUAGAUAAAUGGAAAUUAGCUAAUUUAAGAUCUAUUAGGUGUGAUAAUUAUGACAUUAAAGACGUUUAUUUUCCAAAAUAUGAAAUUUACAAAGACCACCCACAAAACGAAUUAUUAAGCAACAGUCUAUUAUCAUGGAAGAAUUCUAUAGCAACAUCUAAUAAUAUUGAAAAAUCUUUUUCUAAUAUUUUCAUAGGGACUGAUGAGUUAAAAGAAAAGUUGCAAAACAUAAAAGCAAUAAUUCCUUCAACAAUCAAUGAUAUCGAAACUGCCGAAAAAAUUAAAUGUCAUUGCGAUUAUCAUUGUAUAGAGUUUAUUAGAUUAAUGGAACAGCCUAUUAGGUCAUUGGUGGACACCGAAAUCGGGGAGUUUUGUAAUGAAUAUUUAUUAAAUUACUUACCAUUUAGCAUAUUUCCUAAACUUCUAGAUUUGUUUAGGCCUCUAGAACACUCUGGAAAUGAUUUUGAUUAUUGUCUCUCUAGAAAAGAUUUUCGUGAUAUAUUAGUCAAUAUAGUUAAUGCAUUAUAUGAACCUCCUCAAAUCAUUGAUUUAGAGCACGACAGAAUCCUGAAAUCUUUUUUGAGUUCAUUUAUUAGUUAUUUCUUAGGGAAUAAAGACACAUGCAUUGGAUUAUUUUUAGAUCCGCGUCUUAAAUCAAGUUCGAAAUCGAGUCAUUUUUUUGAUGAUAUUAGAGAAUAUGCACUAAACUCAUGCCAAGAAUAUUAUUUAGAAUAUACGGUUUCUAAUAGUAAUUUAGACAAGACAGAACAGGAAUCGGCAAAAGAUGAAUUAAACCAUUAUAUUGGUUGUUCAUUCAUACUGACAAACGAAAAUAAGGAUCUGUGUGAAUGGUGGAAAAAAUCAAAGCUUGUUUUUCCUGGACUAGCGAAUCUUGCAAGAGAAUAUUUUCCAGCAUUAUUGGUCGAUGGAUAUACUCUUUAUGGAGACAAUAUAAUAUGGAAUCUUGAUAGAUUAGCAGCAAUUUAUGAUGAUGAAUUAAACGAGAUGGCCAUCUUGCAUUACAAUAUGAAGCAUAUCAAUGCUUAA
Molecule: messenger RNA, 1761 nt
Organism: Acaulospora morrowiae
Lineage: Eukaryota; Fungi; Glomeromycota; Glomeromycetes; Diversisporales; Acaulosporaceae
Source: the annotation of a GenBank genome assembly